AAAUCAUUUGCAAUCCUUCUUAAACCCUAGCCCCUUCUCAAAUUAGGGUUUUGCGUCAACUCCUGCACAAAUUCGAUCACUCAAUGGCUCUAAUUGAACCCCAAAACUUGAAAUUUUUCACAAACAAUGAACACAAAUCAGCAAUUAAUCAGUCAAUUCAGAGCCUCUUGGACUCACUCCAAAACCCUAGCCCUAAAUUAUCCGAAUUUACCUCGAAAUUUCUCGAAUUAAUGCAAGCUAAACCCGACCCACAUCUCGAAACCAUCUGGGUUUUAUCCGGUUUAACUUUUCAUACCAACAAUUCUCAAAAAGAUGAUAUCUUGGAUCAAGUAUUAGCUGUGAAAGAUCUUUUUCAUUCGAUAACCACCUUUUCAGCUUCGAGUAGUCCUUCGGUUUGUAUCGCAUUAAUCGCACCUGUUAUUUAUGAACUGUAUGCAGUAGUUAUUGAUUUGAAGAGGAAAGAAGUGGAUAAGAAGCAAGGAAAGAAAGCUAGGAGAGAAAUUAGGGCUUUUCUUGAUGUAAUUUUAGGGUUUUUUAAUGUAUGUUGUGAAGGGUCAGAUAGCGAUGAGGUUUUCGGGUUGAUCGGACCGUUGAAUGAUUUGGUUUCAAUUUGGGUUCACAGUGAUGGGAGUGAGAAUGGGUCAAAGCAGUUUUUCCCACUUUUGAGUGAUGAGGUUAUACAUUGGGUUAGUGAGGAAAGUGGUGAAAAUCUUGGGGUGCUGGCUGGAGCUGUGAUUGUGGAGGCGUUUUUGUUGAAAUUGUGUUUGAUGUUUAGUGACGGGAGUUCGAAACAGGAGCUGCGGAAUGAGUUGAGGACUUGGGCUGUUUGUUCCAUAACCGGUUUUCAUAAUUUCUAUGUAUUCGAUACACUCGUGAAGAUGCUGCUGGAACCGAAUUUGCCUGUGAUGUCUCUACUGAGUCCUGAAGAUGAAUCUUUGUUGAGGAAAGUGUUAUAUGAUGUUGUUAUAUUACCCGACUUUUCAUUCCUCCACUUGGACAAAGUAGGCCAUAUCCCAAACGACUACAUAAAGAAUAACAUUUUGGCUAGACUUAUGGUGACCCACGAAGCCAUCGAGUUAUUGAGGAAAAGCAAAGAUUUUACAGAGGCCAUUUGUUACACAAAUGCAUUCGCGGGUUCUUAUUUACCCACACUUAUCACUAAACUGGUGACAAGUGAGCUUGGCGCUAACGGAAAUGCAAGUCAACCUAAAGGAUCAUCACCUACGGCAUUUCUAAAGUGGAUGCUUGACCUCGAGGAUCAAGGUCUGAAUUUGAGUGAUGGGUUCAUUUCAAAACACCGUGCAAGAUUAGUUCGUUACGGGUCAAGUAUGGAUCUUGACUCACAGUCCUACAAGCUAAAUGCAGGGAAAACAGAAGAUGAUCUAGAGUUCUUUAUCGAUAAUAAAGGUAAAGAUGAAGAUGAAAAGAUUGAUGAUGAUUCCACGAAUGAUGCUUUUGUUGCUGCUGCCCGAUCUAUGCAGUCUGGUACAAAAGAAAGUGGAAAGAAACGAAAAGAAACACGUGUUGGAAAGAAGAAAGAUGGAGUCAAGUUUCAAAGGUACAACCUUGUCGACCAUUUGGGGUCAAAAUCGGGUAAAAAUAGCGGUUUGUUGGAGAAAGAUGAUUCCCGCAGUGAAAGUGAAGUGGAAGAUCCCGACUCUGAUGAAGAUGUUGAGUAAAGGAAGAUGAUUGAACUUUGAAUGAAUGUUGAGAGUGUUUAAUCUGUCCCUUUUUGAUCAAUGUAUGUUCAUGUUAAUGUGAGCUACAUUUGUAGGUUUAUUGUGUACAAUUCUUAUAUGGAAGUUUGAUAGGUAUAAUUGUAAUUUAGACGCUGAACUCUAUAACAGUUUUUCUAAGUUCAGUUUUGGAUGUUUUUUUAACGGCAA
Molecule: messenger RNA, 1886 nt
Organism: Helianthus annuus (common sunflower)
Lineage: Eukaryota; Viridiplantae; Streptophyta; Magnoliopsida; Asterales; Asteraceae
Exons: 5
Coding region: 84-1679 (531 amino acids)
Source: RefSeq, a predicted model, not a curated record